This is a messenger RNA of Gongylonema pulchrum, 354 nucleotides long. The record is from the annotation of a GenBank genome assembly. NCBI's taxonomy places the organism in Eukaryota, Metazoa, Nematoda, Chromadorea, Rhabditida, Gongylonematidae.
AUGAAACUGAGGCUCAAUGACGAUGAAAUACGACUGGUACAUGAUUUUGAGGAAGAUUGUAUGGACGAUUUGUCGAGGAAGAAAAGCCUGUCACAAGCUGAUUCACCGUUGAAAAAAGCAGCAGAGAGAUCGUACACUUGGCGAAAUGAAGAUUACACUUCGAUUACGGAUACAAUCAUGGUGCCCGAUCCAGAGCACUAUCAUAAAGGUUCUGAGCAGUCAAUCAGUUCACCGAAUCUGUCCAGGACAUCGUGUGGCAAUAGUCGGGCACUGCGGAAUUUCGAGGAGGUAAUCUGCUGUUCGAAUAAAUUAUGGUUGGAAGAUGAGAAGCCGGCACAAACUGAAGACAGGUAG